CUCUCAAACCCCGGCACUCGGGUCUUUUAUCAUAAAAAAAAGUAAACAAACAAAAAUUCGAUCUGUGAAAGAAAAUUAAGAGUAUUCACAUCCGAUCAAAUCGGAAAUGAGCAAGGGAACGUUGCAGCGGCGCGACUCCGCUUGCCAGGAGAAUAAUGAUCCACAAAAAAGUCGACGCAACUGCCACGAAUAUCGCUUCCAUCAGACGGAGAUUUAUCCAUCGAUCCGACCAUGGAUAUCGCGUUGCGAUGCCAGCAAGGAUGUGGCCAUUAACGAGUUGGCCAACGCCCCUCAGUCUGAUGGCUGUGGUCGACCCAUCGUCAUGAUCAAGGACGAUGGACUGCUCGCUUGGCAUCAAAGCCCCCACAAGGACACAUUGAGCUUCUAUGGCGUUGGGUUGACUGCCCAUCAGCCCGAGUCAGUGAAGUUCAACCAGCUGCUGGCCGCCUGCCUGGUCAAGGUCAGCGGCGGUGGCAUUCCGCGGAGAAGUCUCAAAAAGUCUUCAUCCGCACCCGUAAAGAUAAAUCCUGCCUGCAGUUUACUUACUUCUCAGAUUUGUAAGCCUUUUAUUUUGAACCGUCAAGCCCUAGAGUCGGAGCUCCAGCAAAUGCCUCGUGUGCAGCAGCAGUUGGAUCCUCGGAAAGCCUUUGAGGAUGUAUAUUGCACCAAUCCUCCCGAUCCCAGUGAUCCCUUUGGAGUGACUAGACAAUUUGGUGCUGUGAUAUCUAGAAAACAAGCCCUUGACAUGGUAACCAAACACAGGAAGGGCUCUUUUGGUCGUCGUCGUCGUCGCCACUGGUACUGUCCCAUGGAUUGCGAGAAACCUGGAAAUAAAUGCACUCAAUACGAGUGGGCCAAGUACAAGCUAGAUCCUCGUCCCUAUAACAACGAAUUUCGGGAUUGGCUUGAGGCACAAAAGGAGCAGAUCAAUCGGGAGCCAAGGAACUAUGACGAGCUAUACGAAAGGUUCCUUCAGUGCUUCGAACAGAAAGAUUCUCCAGAUCCAGAUUGCCAGAACUACGAGAAAUGCUGCAAGCCUAAGAAACCCAAAGAAGAGGACUUCCAAGGAGGCGGCGAUGGAGCUAGGGAUGGAGAUGGAGGUGGAGGUGGAGGUGGAGGUGGAGGUGGGGUGGAGGUAGAGUUGGGGAUGGAUAUGGACCCCCAAAAAUUGAAAGGCGUUCUGGUGAGCCUGAUAAACGAAAGGACGAUGACACGCCUGGAGUAUAAAGAUGUGGAAAAAGAAAAAGAUAAAAAUAAGGAAAAGGAAAAGGAUAAAAGUGUAAAGGAGGAGGAUAAAAAUAAAGAAAAAGCCCAAAAAGACAAACAAAAUACAAAAGAUAAAAAUGAUAAAAGCAAAAAUACAGCCAAGAAGGACUUCAUGGACGAAGAGGAAAAAGAGAAAUCCAAAAAGAAGAAACCAAGAGGAUCCUCAGUGUUCUCCGACAAAGGAAGACCCAGUGCAGUACCGGAUGUUAUGUGGGACAACUACUCAGAGAAACCCAGUGAAAAGCCAACAGUAACUGGAAGUGAAACGGAUUUCUUGAAGGAAUGGGACAAGCUCCAUCCCCCAAUACCAUCCAAGCCUUCAAAGAAGAAAAGGAAAAAGGUUAAGACGAAAGUUCAAAAUGAGGACAAGGACAAGGGUGAAGGCAGAAAGCCCUGCGAUCCCUGUCCACCGCCAGGUUGCAAGUGUGCGAUCUGCCAUUUUAUGGAUCGCAAUUAUAUGGAACCCGAAGCUCCCUUCAUGAGGGACAUGAGGCAGGCCGAGAAGAUGCGCCAGCUGCGUGCAUAUUACAAGCAAAUGCGCCACCGUGACUAUAUCCAGUGCCGAAAUGGACCGGAAAACCGGGCACCCAGGCAUAACUGCGAUCCCAUUUACUGCACUAAAUUCUUUUGCCGAAAUCCUCGACUCGCCGAUCACUGCGAUUCCCUUGGUGCCGUCCAGAAUCUACAGAAGCUCCUCUCCGUCACCAAUGACAGCAAGGAUAACUGCAAGUUGCUCCAACGUGUCGAGAAUCUACGGAGAAGGCUCUGUCAGCGUAUCUGCGAUUGCAUUUUGCCGUAAAAGAGUUCAGUUUUAGUUUGUAACUUGCAAAGGGAGAGAAUCUAUUUCAUUGGCAAUAAAAAUGUUUUGGCUGUACAAGAA
Drosophila eugracilis is the source of this 2146-nucleotide messenger RNA. RefSeq lists its product as uncharacterized. NCBI's taxonomy places the organism in Eukaryota, Metazoa, Arthropoda, Insecta, Diptera, Drosophilidae. The record is from RefSeq and is a predicted model, not a curated record. Bases 107 to 2065 code for a protein of 652 amino acids. The transcript has 2 exons.